GUGAUGACGUAUUUUAUGGUAGCAAUCUAGCAUUUUGACACAUUUGCAGUUAAACACUCACCACUGCUAUACUUCCGUAUUUGUUUUAUACCUUGCAUGUUUCGCCGUCGCAACAUAUGCUUUAAUGACAUACCACAUAACAUAUGGCAAACUGGUGUUGCGGGGCAGGCAGUGCAAGUACUGGAGCUACAUGGCCGUCCGUACCGACACUGAACAAAUGAGCAUGUGACUCAGUACCACGGUCUGCACCACAUGAUCUGGACAAGUGGAGGAGGAAGCCUAAAUCAAUCAGUGGUCGUCCUUCAAUCGCAAAGAGAAGCAGCAAGCCAGCCAUGUCGACAAAAACAUCCCUACUCAAAGUUAUCCUCUUGGGUGACGGCGGCGUGGGAAAGAGCUCCAUCAUGAAUCGGUACGUCACCAACAAAUUUGACGCGCAUCUUUUCCACACCAUCGGUGUGGAGUUCCUCAACAAGGACCUGGAGGUGGACGGCCACCAGGUCACUCUGCAGAUCUGGGACACUGCCGGUCAGGAGCGCUUUCGCAGCCUGAGGACUCCUUUCUACCGUGGCUCCGACUGCUGUUUGCUCACCUUCAGCGUCGACGACAGCCAGAGUUUCCUCAAUUUAGGCAACUGGAAGAAGGAGUUCAUCUAUUACGCGGACGUCAAAGAGCCAGAGAAGUUCCCUUUUGUGAUUUUGGGCAACAAACUGGAUGUGACGGAGAGGCAGGUGUCCGCCGAGGAGGCCCAGCAAUGGUGCCAGGAGAACGGCAACUACCCGUAUUACGAGACCAGCGCCAAGGAUGCCACAAAUGUAGCGGUGGCCUUCGAGGAGGCGGUGCGCAGAGUGUUGGCAAUGGAUGAGCGAGCGGACCACCUCAUCCCCACGGACACGGUCAAGCUCCACCGAAAGCCUCGCUCCGCCACCACCUGCUGCUCCUAACGUCCAUGUGGUGACGAGUAACACAUGGAUAAUGCUGUUAGGUGUACAAAACUGUAUUAUCAUAUUAAAACUAAUAACAUACUUGAUCGGGGUUUGCUUACAGUUGAGAUCGGUUGAAUAGAAACAAUACGAAAUGUACUAUAAAUACACAAAAGCACUGGAUUCACUCCAGUUCAAAGGUCAGACUGAGAAUAAAAAUGUCAUGUAAGCAAUGUAUGGGUACCUAGAAAUAAGCCAAUCAGUAGCUGUGUACUACAUAAGAGUGCAAAAAUAAUAUAGAUUUAAAAAAUUUAAUCAUGUUAAUAUGUAGAAAACUAAGCCCCAUAUACAUUUAAUGCUAAAGCAGUUUAUGUUACUAACAAAUUUGUUGAUUUUGACACCCGUUUGCACAUAUUUCUGCAUUCUGAACAGGUCGCUAAAUUCUCAAAGCACUCAUGUACUAACUCCGGAAUCCAGAUUAAAUAUAAAAUACAAAACUGGAAGAGUUUGUUCCUCUGUUUCCCCCCCCAAAUAAUUGCAAAUAGCAGGAAUUAGAAGUAGAGGAAAAUUAGAUGGAUUUCUGGUUAUUAUUGAUGAAGCCUUCAUAAUAAGAGUUUGUGUUCUGUUAUACAUUUUUUUUUGCAUUUCCUGUUUAUAUUAUUAAUAUGCCAACAAUGAAUAAAGCACCUGGGAAUCUCUUUGGUUA
Molecule: messenger RNA, 1626 nt
Organism: Doryrhamphus excisus (bluestripe pipefish)
Lineage: Eukaryota; Metazoa; Chordata; Actinopteri; Syngnathiformes; Syngnathidae
Source: RefSeq, a predicted model, not a curated record